Ectocarpus siliculosus is the source of this 1218-nucleotide messenger RNA. NCBI's taxonomy places the organism in Eukaryota, Phaeophyceae, Ectocarpales, Ectocarpaceae. The record is from the annotation of a GenBank genome assembly.
AUGAUAAUGGAGUGGACCAGCUCGGGAGAAACCGCCGCUUUCGAGACCAUUGAGCUCGGUGUCCAAGGGACAGUCAUUGGCCUCCAUGGAGUGUUGGCCGACUCGGACUGGCUCAGUAUCUUGGAGGUGGGCAUUCUUGUCGACGACGGAAAUGACGACGGCGUUGCUGUUGUGGAGGCCGGUGAGCUUGGGCCUGUGGCGAGCAGCGCGGAGUUCUACGACCUUCGUCUGGCAGAUACCGUCGGAUGCGACCCCGCCGGGUGCUCAGCGGCACUGACAAGGGGCGAUAGGGAGUGGCUCAGUAUCAUCGAGACGGAGAUCAUGGUGCUGUCCGACGGCGACGAUGUGGUUCAGACGCCCGGUCCCACCGACGGGCACGAGGCCAUUCCGACGCCCAGUCCCACCACCACCAUCACCACCACCACCACUCCUACUCCAGUCCUGCCUCCCACCACUGUGAACCCGUGCUUGGACCCGCUCCACGCGGACUACGCUUGCCAGGGGGGAGAGGACGACGGACUGUAUCCUCCACCGGACAGCGUUGUGCUCACAGACUGCGGUCUAACGGAUGCGGACUGGGAAGACAUAAAGGCGUGCCUGGUCGUCGCUGGCGAAGAGACUGACACCACGAUUACCACAUUGAUAAUGUCUGGCAACCCUGACAUCACCACUGUUCCGGAGGGCCUGUUUGAGGUAUCACCUUCUUUGGCGAGCUCGAUGACAUGGCUGUCCCUCGAGUACAACGCGUUGACCACCAUUCCAGGAGGGAUGUUCGACUCGCUGGUGAAGCUGUGGGGAUUAUUCUUGACCGGCAACGGCUUGUCUGAGCUGCCCGAGGGGAUCUUCGACACUCUGGGAGCGCUAGACUGGAUGUUCCUGUACGACAACAGCUUGAGCAGCCUUCCAGCGGGGGUUUUCGACAAUCAAGUGGCACUCUUCUACUUAUACCUGUACAACAACGACCUUGUGACUCUACCCGCCGACAUCUUCGAGGCCCUUGGAGCGCUAGGUGAAUUGCGCUUGGACGGGAACCCUUCCCUGCAGUGCCUGCCGGCAUCGACAGUCAUGAUGCGAUCCUAUCGACGCCAUCACGUGCGCCGACGGGACGACUUGCCAGCCUGGAUCCGAAGGCUACACCUGCGAAUAAUGAAUCGAGCGGUAGCGGCAAAGGGCGACCAAGCCUCCCACGUCGUUGUUCACGCGUGCCGAGGGCGGUAG